Messenger RNA from Caenorhabditis sp. 36 PRJEB53466, 981 nucleotides. NCBI's taxonomy places the organism in Eukaryota, Metazoa, Nematoda, Chromadorea, Rhabditida, Rhabditidae. The record is from the annotation of a GenBank genome assembly.
AUGCCAGGAGCCGACUACAAUGCAGUGAAAGGCGGCGGUUUGAAGCUGAAAGCCGGGAAAAAGAAUUUGUAAGUCGAAUUUAAUCCGAUUUUCACAAAGAACACAGCAAAAACUGAACACUUUUGCAGAUUCAAAGUGGGGCGGGAGAAAAAGAGGAAGACAAAGGACGACGGCGAGAAAAUCGAUCCGGACACGGUGGAGCACGGCGGAUUCCGUCGGAUCGCCGACGAGUUCGACAUAAAGGGCGGCGUGAACGUGGCGAUCGAGGUGGCCGGCGGGACCGGCUCCUCGUGCACCUACAUCGCCGCGAUGGACAACGGAAAGUUCACCGUGGGAUUUCCGCAUCCGGAGGGCGAGGGACCGAAUCCCGAGGAGAUUUUCGCGCUCGUCAAGACGCCGGACGACAGCAAAAUCAGUCUGAAGACCGGAUUCGGGCGGUAUAUUGGAGUGGACAGCGAGUUUCAGCUCAUCGCAAUGUCCGAGGCGAUCGGAGUGCGAGAACAGUUCCUGCUCGUCUUUCAAGAUGUAAUUCUUGCUAGAAUUAGACCUAAGAUGCACUAAUUUGAUGGUUUUCAGGGAAAAACCGCAGUUCAAUCGUGCGCCUCACCGCUUUUCCUGUCUACAGUGCCCAGCAAAGAGGGCUACGUGUACGUGGCCAGUAAAACCGCCACCGAGAACGAAAUGGUCAACGUAAGUGAAAAAAUCCGCAGAUUUUUUGUGAAAACUCGAAUUCAGAUCCGCACAGACGCCGUGAAGGAGGGACCGGUCGACUGGCGGUCGGCGGAGGAUCGGAAGAACGCGAAAGAAUGCGAGACGGCCUAUGUGAAAAUGUACCAGCACUCGAAGGUCGACCUCAAGAACCGGCACAUCUCGAUCGACGUCAAAGAUCGCAAAUCGGUGAAGAAGGCGCAGUCGGACGGAACGGCGCACGAGCUGCUGCUCGACAGACGCACCAAAAUAAAGUCGGACCGAUAUUGUUGA